Gadus chalcogrammus (walleye pollock) is the source of this 4816-nucleotide messenger RNA. RefSeq names its product polymerase (RNA) mitochondrial (DNA directed) (gene polrmt). Gene Ontology annotation, biological process: mitochondrial transcription. The record is from RefSeq and is a predicted model, not a curated record. The coding region runs from base 46 to 4053 and encodes 1335 amino acids. Gene Ontology annotation, molecular function: protein binding; DNA-directed RNA polymerase activity; mitochondrial promoter sequence-specific DNA binding. Gene Ontology annotation, cellular component: mitochondrial DNA-directed RNA polymerase complex. NCBI's taxonomy places the organism in Eukaryota, Metazoa, Chordata, Actinopteri, Gadiformes, Gadidae. The transcript has 21 exons.
UCAAAAUGGCAGCCUAGUGCUCACAACCUGCGCGGUUAUGUCAACAUGUCACUCAUCAGAAUUUGUGCCUUUUCCAAGUGUCUAUACCGUCGUAGUUUAUUCCAAAGAUGCAUUCCUCCGGUGACACAUGUGGACUACUGUCGGUUAUGUUUCGGCAUACGGAACGGCCCAGUAAGGCACAUAUCAGAAACACACUGGUUACAACAAAGACAUUUCUCCCCACUAUUGCCGAGGAAAGAUGAGACAACGACGCGUGUACUUAAACAGACUCAACUACUAGAUGUGCUUGAGGCAAGGAUCCAACAACUGCAGUCAGACGGUAUCCUAGAUAUCCAACAUGUCAACGUGCAAGUACUCAAAGCACCCAAAUCAGGAAAAGGGUCUGGAUCUGGAAAGAGCCCCAAAAGUACGUUGCGUGAGAAAGGGGACCUUGUUAAACCCAAACAGACUCUUACUAAAGGGGCCGCUAAAUCACAGUCGUCCAAAACGCAGCCGAGCCGAUGGCUGCAGAAACUAAGUCAGGAGAAGACCAACAAAAUAAAGCGGGAACAGGUGCUUCAGAAGAAGAACGUCAAGGAGACGCCACCUACGGUCAAGGCGAAGCCCCACAAGGACGUCAAGGAGACGCCAACGACGAAGCCCCAAGCUGGUCUGAUGACUCCGGGUCGAUCGUACAAAACCGUCUCCUCACCCGCAGCCAUGAUAUGGACUUCACCUUCGGUCGAGGGCAGCGAAGGGUCGUCGAAAUGGGCCGAUAAGAUGAGAUCGGCGGCAGCUUUGUCCGCUCACAAAGCAUCCAAAAGGAAAAGCGCGCAGCAGGCUCCGGACGUACAGGCCCAGGGCCAGCCCAGUCCGGAGCUCCUAGCCCAGGCACAGGAGAACGCCGAGGUGGAGGAGCUGGAGAAGAGGCUGAGUCUGGUCAGCGACCUGACGUCCUCCGCCAGCACGGAGCGCCUGCUGGGGGACAGGGAGCCGGCCGUUUGCAGCGACGCCCAGUUCGGCAUCCGCUCGUACCUGGAGGCGUGCGUGUUCUCCGGGGACCUGGAGCGGGCCAACCGCUUCCUGCUCAGCCAGCACCGGAUCCUGAGCCGGCGCAAGCUGCUGGACGUCGGGAUGUACAACACGGUGAUGAGGAUCUGGGCCAAGAAGGGCACACUGAACCAAAUUGGGCGGAUCUUCAUCCUGGUGGAAGAGGCGGGGUUAAAGCCUAACCUGGGGUCCUACUGCGCAGCUCUGGAGUGUAUGGGGCGCUCCGAGAGCUGCCCCCGCGUGGUGAGCAGAUGCCUGAACCACCUGGAGGAAGAGGGCCUCUCCCUGGACAACCUCUUCGGCCAGUUCGUGUUUCGGCAGGACGAGCGUGACAUGGUCCUGAAGGCGGUGUGCUCGGUGAAGCCCGAGUACCGGCCCGUCUCCGACUACCUGACGCCGGACGACCGCCACCCGUCCCUGGUGCAGGACCUCUACCUCCAGAGAGAGGGCCACCACUACCCCAAGCUGGACUUCACCCGGGAGGAGCUGCAGGAGCGCUUCGGCCAGCAGCUGGAGGUGGAGCAGGGCUGCACCGUCACCAUCGACUCCGUGGAGACCGUCAGGCCCAUCACAGAGCACAUAGCCAAUAUGAGGACGCUCCUGGACGAGCUGCGGUCCCAGUGGAGGAAGACCCUCCUCGCGGCGCUGAAGGAGAGGAAGAUGAUCCUGGCCAGCACCAAGAGCCGAGACUACAAGCUCAACCUCUACCCCUACCUCUGCCUUCUGGACGACAAGGAAUACGUGGACAUUAUGAUACAGAGUGUAUCCAACCUGCCCCUGAGCGGAGAGUCCCUGAAGGUCUUGGCCCGGGACCUGGGCAACAGGGUCUACACCAAGUGCUCCAUCCGCCAGAAGGGACAGGACCUGAUGGUGGAGAAGCUGGGCUCCGUCUACAGCGGCUACACCGACCUGCUGGCCAAAGACACCGAGGACUGCUUGGCCCUCCCCAGGGAGCAGUGGCUGAAGCUGGAGGCGGCGAACCCGUCGGGCCCCACCCUGCAGGGGGAGGAGCUCCAGUGGCCCUACAUCGUCAGCGUGGAGCUGGGCACCUACAUGGUGGACCUGAUGGUGAAGAACCUCAAGAUCAACAGCGACAUCCUGAACCCGGCCUACGAGAGGAAGCUCAUCCCCAUCCUCUACCACAUGUACACCUUCCGCAGUACCCGACAGGUGGGCUUCAUCAAGCCCCACCCCCUCCUCACCCAGAUCCAGCAGGACGCCACAGAGACCCGGCUGACCUUUGACUCCUACGUGAUGCCCAUGCUGUGCCCGCCGGUGCCCUGGAUCUCCGCCAAGUACGGCGGCUACCUGCUGUCGCCCACCAAGCUGAUGCGCUCGACGGACGGCGCCACGCAGCACGAGCGGCUGCUGGAGCGCUGCCGCGGCCUGCACCCCGUGCUCGACUCCCUCAACCAGCUGGGCAGCUGCGCCUGGCGGGUGAACGGCCCGCUGCUGGACAUCGUCGUCUCCGUCUUCAACCGGCGCGGCAGCGACAAGCUGGGCGUCCCGCCGCCGCUGUCGGAGGCGCCCAGGGUGCCCCACUUCAACGCCAACGACCCGGCCUUCACCUCGGCCGAGAAGGCCCACAUGAAGAAGGAGGUGGUGAAGGCCAAGAAGAAGUACAGCGAGAUGCACAGCCUGCGCAUGGACGCGCUGUACAAGCUGUCCAUCGCCAGCCACAUGCGGGACAAGAAGUUCUGGUUCCCGCACAACAUGGACUUCCGGGGCCGCACGUACCCGUGCCCGCCGCACUUCAACCACCUGGGCAGCGACGUGACGCGGGCGCUGCUGGUGUUCGCCGAGGGCAAGGCGCUGGGGGCCAAGGGGCUGGACUGGGUGAAGAUCCACCUGGUGAACCUGACGGGGCUGAGGAAGAGGAGCUCGCUGGAGGGCCGGCUGGAGUACGCCAACAGCCUCAUGGAGGAGAUCCUGGACUCUGCGGACAACCCGCUCAACGGGAGGAAGUGGUGGAUGGACGCAGACGAGCCGUGGCAGGCCCUGGGCUGCUGCAUGGAGAUUGCCAACGCGGUGCGCGCCCCCGACCCGGCACAAUACAUCUCCCACUUCCCCGUCCACCAGGACGGAUCCUGCAACGGACUGCAGCACUAUGCUGCGCUCGGCCGCGACGUCAUCGGCGCCACGUCCGUCAACCUCAUGCCCUGCGACGUGCCCCAGGACGUGUACAGUGGGGUGGCCCAGCAGGUGGAGGAGUUCCGGGCGCGCGACGCGGAGAAGGGGCUGAAGAUCGCCCAGGUGCUGGAGGGCUACAUCAGCAGGAAGGUGGUGAAGCAGACGGUGAUGACGCUGGUGUACGGGGUCACGCGCUACGGCGGCCGCCUGCAGAUAGAGAAGAGACUCAAGGAGAUUGAGGAGUUCCCCAAGGAGUAUGUGUGGGAUGCCUCCCAUUACCUGGUGCGUCAGGUGUUCAGCGGGCUGAAGGAGAUGUUCACUGGAACCCGAGAGAUCCAGGACUGGCUCACAGACAGCGCCCGGCUGAUCUCCAAGUCGGGCCGCACGGUGGAGUGGGUGACGCCCCUGGGCCUGCCCAUCAUCCAGCCUUACCACCGCGCACGCAACCAAGUGCUGAAGCACGACAUGCAAGACAUCAACCUGCAGAUCAGCCACGACGACAAAGAGCGGCCGGACACGGUGAAGCAGAAGAACGCCUUUCCCCCAAACUUCAUCCACUCGCUGGACUCCACCCACAUGAUGCUGACCUCUCUGAACUGCUACAGCGCUGGGCUCACAUUCGUCUCGGUUCACGACUGUUUCUGGACCCACGCCGUCACAGUGGACACCAUGAACAAGGUCUGUCGGGAACAGUUUGUCGCUCUGCACAGUCAGCCCAUCCUCCAGGAGCUCUCCAACUUCCUGCUCCUCAAAUACUGCUCGGAGCUGCCGGCCGACGGGAAGAAACAGAAGUACCAGGAGUACCGGAGGCUGAUGCUCAUGCUGGGCAAGGUGCCCCAGACAGGUGACUUUGAUCUGCAGCGUGUGAAGGAGUCCACCUUCUUCUUCAGCUGAGAGGAGACAGUCGGCCCAGUCGUGCGGCAGUAACGGGCAGGAGGGGGGGAAGAGGUGGGGGGGCUCGGCCAGAGCGGGGGCCCUCGCCUCGGUCAGACGUCAGGGAUCGAUCCACCUGCAGCCCGCCCCCCCACGGGGGCCGGACCCCACACACACACACACACACACACACCCUUGAUGGAUACAUGAAGCCUGCGGUGAUGGGCUAAGUAGCUCUGGUUCAGUUUGAGUGAAAGUCUCCGUUCAGCUUGUUGUGCUACCAGCUUGGUUCUAGUGUGUGACAAACCGUCAGUAUGCCAUAUAUUGUAUUCCCUUGUUUAUUUGUGUGUCUGUGUGUGUGUGUGUGUGUCAAUCUCAUCUUUUUACAUCAGAGAAUGGUUCUGAGCAGAAAUUGUGUGCGUGGGUGUGUGUGUGCGUGAGGGUGUGAAUGUAUGUGUGUGGUUGUGAGUGUGGUUGUGUGUGUGUCUGUGUUGGAGAGGAGGCGCCACGGUGUUUUAUAAGAAGCCUUCUCUGCAGGCCUGUGAUCCGCCCUCGCUCAUUUCCAAGUAAUUAUUGAUCCAACAGCUGGACUCACACUGGCAUGUCAACCACAAUCACCUCAGAAGUACGAACGCCACGGAAUAAACCGAAGGAAAGACUUCCGGAAAGACAAUGGGGAGCUCCUGCAGGCGACGGGGUUGCGGAACAUUUUUCUGAUUGUAAUACUCUCCUCAGAGUAUCCCAGCGCUAGGUCCUUUUGCUCAAAUAAAACGUGUUUUUACUA